This is a messenger RNA of Zasmidium cellare ATCC 36951, 387 nucleotides long. RefSeq lists its product as uncharacterized. The transcript has a single exon. The coding region runs from base 1 to 387 and encodes 128 amino acids. Lineage: Eukaryota; Fungi; Ascomycota; Dothideomycetes; Mycosphaerellales; Mycosphaerellaceae. The record is from RefSeq and is a predicted model, not a curated record.
AUGUGCCGGACGAUCAUAACACUUCUCGACUGCGGUCAUCGCGAGGUUGGUCCACUCUUCCGUUGCGACAUGGCGGUCGCCUCCAGACCUCGAGGAUAUCCAUACGACGACGGAAGGAUUGUGGUCUGCCAGCCCAAUGAGAUCCACAAUAUCAACCAGAAAAGCUUUUGCGAGGAAUGUGUCGGAGAGAUGAUCCAGCGACUUUUGACGGCGGCUUGCCAGACAUGUCGACGCAAUAUCGUCACGCGCAUGGGCGAAGCAGUUCUCGAUACGCUACCACAGGGUCAAGAAGCUGCCAAUCAGCAAGGCGCAAGUUCCGGACCUGACACUGCCGAACACCAAGGUGCGGAUGCAGAGUCCGACACUGCAACAUUGUGCCACUGGUGA